AUGCGCCCCUCAGUAUUCCUGGCUUCGGCACUUGCUGCCCUCGUCGCCGCCGACAGCAGCAGCACCACCGUGGGCAUCGUAUACCCAGACUGGACAAUCCUCAUCCCCCGCUACGAAAGCACCGCCGCCAGCGUCGCCGGGAUCAACGCGCUCGCCACAACAUACCAAAUCAAGUGCAUGGACGGCGCAGACAAACUCGACUGCGACAUCAAGACUCCCUGGACCAUCAUUCAGGGACCCGCUACUGCCAGUUUCACGGGUGUCUACACUGCCGAUGCUAGUGGGAAGGAUGGUAUUACCGUGACUCGGGAGUGGAAAUGCGAUUUGAAGUCUUAUACCGAGUCUGCUUCUUGCACUGUGAGCUAUUCGGCUAGCGGGACCGUUGACGGCACUGAGUAUUCUACUUCGACGACGACUUCGAAUAAGAAUAUGCCUACCGAUCAGUUGACGACGGCUGGCAUCCUUGUUACUGGCGGUAUUGCGUCUUUCACUGCUUCCCAGGCGACACAGACUCCGUCUGGUGCUGCGGCUGGUCCGUUUAAGGCGAUGGUUACCGCUGCGCCGCUUGGAGCUGCCGCUGCUAUUGCCAUUGCUGGUAUGCUCUAA
Molecule: messenger RNA, 606 nt
Organism: Penicillium cataractarum
Lineage: Eukaryota; Fungi; Ascomycota; Eurotiomycetes; Eurotiales; Aspergillaceae
Exons: 1
Coding region: 1-606 (201 amino acids)
Source: RefSeq, a predicted model, not a curated record